AUGUCUCAAUACACAGAGACCGCAACCUCACUAUGGUGGCCCGAAGAACGGAUCAAGGCCACCCUGGACACAAAGUACAUUGUUAGCCGCCUGCGCCAGGAAAAUAUCCCGCGGCUGUUUGAGUUGCCGCGAUGGGGCGAGGGGUUGACCAGCGAGACGUAUAUGGAAUAUAUCCUGCUCAAGGCUGGUCGGCUCUUUCUCAUUCUGGAUGCCAUUGGCAUUCCCAAUCGCAUCUUUGCGCUUGUUGAUGAGUCGUGUGAUGAUGAUGAUUUGCCCGUUGCCGAGCACAGUGUCGAUCUUCUGAAGCUUUGUCCCCAUGGGGAAGAUGUCACUAUCGAUACCCGCUUCUUCCAUGCGCAAUGGCGGUUUUUGGUCCGAGGCAUUGGGGAAGGUGAUCAUGUCGUCUAUACUGAGAAUGAGGGUGUGCCUGUUGAGGCCGUACGCUCUCAUACGAGUAGUGGGCUACAUGGUCGCGAUGAUACCGUUGACAAGGUUGUCCUUGCUGGUUCGGUCUGUCGAGUUUAUAUGCGCACUCAAGUGCAAGUCGGCGGUGCGCCACACUUCUUUUCCUCGACGGAGGUCCUCGCUGAGAUCCGCAAGCUGAGGAAGCUCUCCCAUGAACACCUCAUCUCGGUCUUUGCCUCCUAUCUCAAAGAUGACAGUGUCAGCGUGCUGUUCACCGGCGCUACGGCGGAUUGGACUCUGCACAGCUUCCUGACUGACGAGCCGUCAGCCUUCAAACGACUGUCCAAAGAGCAACGCCGCCAGACACUCAUCACCUGGCCUCACUGUCUGGCCUCGGCAGUCGCCUGGCUUCACGCCAGUGGUCAUUCCCACGGCGCAAUCCGGCCAUCAAACAUCUAUGUCGACGCCAAUUACCACAUCUGCCUCGGCCAAUUCCAAGCCCUAGACUCCCUCCUAAGUCCUCCACACGUGAACGACCUCGAGGCAUACAACUACUCAGCACCAGAACGCUGGGUUCGGCCCCCUGCACCAGCAGCAGCACCCCAAAAACCGCCGCCGCCACCCACAACCCUCCUCCAAUCCGGCGGACGAACAAAACGGCGCCAAAAGCCAGCCCGGCUAGCCCUAUCCCCUCUAAACGAAAGCCCACCCUCAGCGGAAAACACACGCCCAGACUCGGCCGCUUCAAAGGGAACAGUCAUCCGCAUAGGCCUACCAGGCUCACCAUCGCGCUUCUCCUUUGCCUUCUCCUCAUCCUCCUCAUCCUCAGGCGCAUCAUCAACAGCCUCAUCAGGAGCAACAGAUGCAACAAUGAGCCCACCCCAAAACCAAACUACAAAAAAAAACCGCCCCUCCUUCUGGCCACUAAAAUCAAGAGCAAGGUCCUUCCUCUCCUCCUCCUCGACCUCCUCCUCUUCAAAUGCCUCCUCAACAACCCGCUCCUCAACCCCUACCUCACCUUCAACAACAUCCCUAGCCCCAAGUACCUCACCAACAAACACCCUCCACCCCCCAAGCUCCUCCCUCCGCCAUUCAAAAUCGGCACAAUCCCUAACACCCUCCUUCCGCUCCUAUCGGCCCCCAACACCACACUCAACCCUCUCAAACCCAAUCCCAUCAUCAUCAUCAUCAUCAUCAUCAUCAUCAUUAAUCCCAAAAGACGCUCCAGCAGACCUCUUCUCCCUAGCAGCAAUAACCCUAGAUAUCCUAACAACCCUGCACAAACGAACCCUAGCAUCAUUCACAACGCACCGCUCAGCACGCAACAGAUCAGCAGGCCGCGGCGGCGGAAUGGCAGACGCAUCCUUCCACCUCUCCCGCAACAGCGUGCAGGUCCAAUCAUGGAUUGCGUUGUUGGAGGGCGAUGCGCUGAAACGCUGUCGCCGGGAUAGGAGGUCUGAUCUGUGUUUUUGGGCUGUGCCGCGUAUGCUGAUUGUUGUUCGGGCUAUGCUUGAUGGCGAUGGGGGGAAGAGGCCCAGUGCUAAAAGGGUUCGGAGGUGUUUUGGGGGCGCUGUUAGGAUUGGGUUUGGCGGGGAGGGGGUUCAUUGUGGGAAAGGUGGGAAUGGGAAGAAGGAUGGUGGGAAGGAGAAGGGGGAGAAGGAGAGGGAGAGGGUUGAUGGUGGUGGUUAUGGAAGGAGUCUGGAAGUCAUUGGUGAAGAAGGUGUUUCUUCUGGGUUUGGGUCUUACGCUGCUCCUCCUGCUUCGAUUGCACCCUCUGUUGUUCCCUCUGAGUCUGCUUCCGAGUUUGAUUUCGGGUUUGACGAUACGGGUAGUGGCACUGAGAGUGUUGUUGAUGAAAGUGAGGAUGAGACUGAGCAUGAGCGGGAGAAGGGACCUCAGAUCAAGAUUGCAGAAGAAGACUGCGAGGAGGAUGUUUCAGACGACGAGCCUGAGAUCCAUGUUGAUCGGGUUUCGCCUCAGUUGUAUUUGCCGGAUUUGGAUGUGAAUAUUACUGGGAUUGAGGGGUUGACGUUCACUAAUUAG
Penicillium antarcticum is the source of this 2448-nucleotide messenger RNA. Its product is annotated as protein kinase domain-containing protein. The record is from RefSeq and is a predicted model, not a curated record. Bases 1 to 2448 code for a protein of 815 amino acids. Gene Ontology annotation, molecular function: protein kinase activity. Gene Ontology annotation, biological process: protein phosphorylation. The transcript has a single exon. NCBI's taxonomy places the organism in Eukaryota, Fungi, Ascomycota, Eurotiomycetes, Eurotiales, Aspergillaceae.